This is a messenger RNA of Penicillium chermesinum, 1602 nucleotides long. It is a transcript of the gene sam50, whose product is annotated as SAM complex subunit SAM50. Lineage: Eukaryota; Fungi; Ascomycota; Eurotiomycetes; Eurotiales; Aspergillaceae. The record is from RefSeq and is a predicted model, not a curated record. The coding region runs from base 1 to 1602 and encodes 533 amino acids. Gene Ontology annotation, cellular component: SAM complex; outer membrane. The transcript is spliced from 4 exons. Gene Ontology annotation, biological process: protein insertion into mitochondrial outer membrane.
AUGCGACGUGACGCUGUUCUGAACGUUCGCAAGCGUCGUGCCAUUGCAGCUGCUACAAUGGCUUCGCCUUUAUCUUCUGGAGAUGAUGGUAUUUUCGAGCGCCUGCAGCAGCGCCAGGACCCGAAGGUCGCCGAAGAGCAGCAGAAUGCCCUGAACGAGCGAACCCAAGCGAUCCUCCAGAAAGCUCAAUCGCAUCUCUCCUUUCUGAUCGACCAAAACUCAACCCUACCUUGUACCGUGUCCUCCGUCCAAGUCGUCAGCGCUCCAAACACUCGCAGAGGCUUCUUAAACCACAUCGUCAGCCCACUUUUGCAGGCUAAGGACCGUCCCCAAACUUUAUCCGAUAUCUUGCGGGAAGUGUCGGCUACUGCAGACACCUUGGGAAAAUUUGAUCUGUUCCAGCAGCCGAUUUCUGUUCACCUCGAUGCCUCCAACAGCAACGGCUUAGACGACCUUCGCAAUGUCGAUGUAAUUUUCGCAGCUCGGGAGAAAAGCCGUGUGCUUCUCAAGACUGGAACCGAUCUCGGCAAUGCAGAAGGCUCAGCUUAUGGCAACCUCCUGUGGCGCAAUGUAUUCGGUGGUGCUGAAACAUUGAAUGUGAACGCUUCCAUGGGCACUCGCACACGAUCUGCUUAUCAGGCCGCCUUUGAAACCCCACUCUUUUACGAUCCGAACUUCCGUUUCGAACUCGGAGGAAUUGCCAGUGCGACCCAAAAGUCGUGGGCAAGCCACGAAGAAGUGCUGAAGGGAGGCUGGGGCAAGCUUCGGUGGUUGUCUCAAUCUGGUCAUCACCACGAAUUGAGCUACAGCGGUGCUUGGCGACAGAUCACCGGUCUCGGCGAGAACGCAUCUCCUUCUGUGCGGGCUGAUGCAGGUGAUAGUGUGAAGAGCAGUGUGUCGCACAGCUGGGUAAACGAUAAGCGGGAUAAUCCCAUGUUGCCCGCACGGGGUUACUACGCGAAGGCCUUCAAUGAGCUUGCCGGAUGGGGUCCAUUGAAGGGAGAUGUCUCUUUUUGGAAGUCAGAAAUUGAAACACAGGGUGCUGUCCCAAUCCCUAUUCCAGGAAUCAAAGGGGACAGUGGCAUCAGCCUGACCACUGGUUUCCGCGCCGGCAUUCUGUACCCGCUAGGAGUGGACUCGAAGCCUCAGCCCCAGCUUUCUCGUAUCAAUGAUCGAUUCCUUCUUGGUGGUCCUACUGAUGUACGUGGGUUCCGCCUAUGCGGCUUGGGUCCUCGCGAGGGGUCUGAUGCGCUCGGCGGUGAUGUUUAUGCUGCCGGAAGCGCAAACCUUCUGCUUCCACUGCCCCGUCUGGGCGCCGAGAAGCCAGUUCGAUUGCAAGCCUUUGUGAAUGGGGGACGACUCCUGCCGCUACAAACAUCCCAGAAUAAACCUCCCGCCACUAGUGGAGAAGUCCAAGAUGCAAUGAUCUCAACUCUCUCAGAGCUGCAGAACGGCCUGCCUAGUGUUGCAGCUGGCCUGGGUCUCGUGUACGCCCACCCGGUCGCUCGGUUUGAACUCAACUUCUCCUUACCAAUUGCUAUUCGUAAGGGCGAAGAGGGUCGUAAGGGUCUUCAGCUAGGGAUUGGCAUCAAUUUCCUUUAG